This is a messenger RNA of Triticum dicoccoides, 1680 nucleotides long. Its product is annotated as F-box/FBD/LRR-repeat protein At1g13570-like. The transcript has 4 exons. Gene Ontology annotation, molecular function: protein binding. NCBI's taxonomy places the organism in Eukaryota, Viridiplantae, Streptophyta, Magnoliopsida, Poales, Poaceae. The record is from RefSeq and is a predicted model, not a curated record. The coding region runs from base 57 to 1310 and encodes 417 amino acids.
CUCCCCCAUCCUGUGAAGUGUGAGGGGAAACCGUAACCCUAGAGCCCAACACUGACAUGGCGCCCUCGCGCCGCCGCGCGCGGUCGAGCGAGCCGGCGGCGGACCUGCUGACCUCCCUGCCGCCGCUCCUGCUCGACAGCAUCCUCACCCGCCUCGACCUCCGCGACGCCGUCCGCACCUCCGCGCUCUCUCGCGCCUGGCGCCGCCGUUGGGUGGACCUCCCCUGCCUCUCCCUCUCCCGCAUCGGCAGGGGUGGCAUACCCGCGGUGGCCGUCGACAGCGUUCUCCUUCGCUACCCCGGCAACAUCUCGAAUUUCUCCAUCCACUCUCUCGACACGCACUCCGCCCGCCGCGUCGACGACUGGCUCAUCGCCGUCCGCAACCGCGGCGUCAAGUCCAUCGACCUCAAGGGCCCAGCCCCAGCCUUCGCCCUUCACUCUUCUGUCUUCUUAUGCACGAGUCUCGUGUGCCUGAAGCUGCACUUGUGCUUGAUACCUCCUCUCCCCGUGGAAUUCACUGGCUUCCCCGUGCUCAAGCAGCUCGAACUCUCGGGCGUCACAUUCCCUCCGAACGGGCAGAUCCAACUGGAGGCAAUUAUCAAAGCGUCACCCUUGCUUGACACCCUGAGUCUUAUCUAUGUGGAUACAUACAGCGAGGCUUUCCCUGGUUGGGUGAUUUGGGGGGCCAAUCUCCGGAGGCUAACUAUCGUUUCCAAAGACAAUCAUGGCUGGCAAGUCGCCGAGCUACCAAAUCUCCACGAAGCCACCAUCAAUUUGCAAAGCUGUGAGAACUUUAGUGAUUUCGGAGGACUCCUUGCUGGGCUUGCUCAAGUUCGGAAGCUCGUUCUAAAUAAGUGCUACCCACCGUUCACAGAGGGUCAUAUCCUGGAAACACUUCCUUGCACCUUUGACAACUUAAAGAGUUUAACCCUCUGGACUCACUUUGAGGAAACGCCUACCAUUUUGUCAACCUUUUGUUUACUGAGGAAUGCUCCUAACCUUGAAGAACUUGAUAUAGUGAUCGAGGGUUUUUUGGACGAGGAAGAAGCAGAUGGGGAGUUUCAGAAUGCACAAUGGACUGACGGCAUGUGUCCCAACCUUCAAGUUGUGCGAUUGAAGGGUGUUCUCUGUUCAUCAAAUGAAAUGUGUUUUAUACAGCUUCUUUUAUCUAAAGCUACAGUUCUUCGCACUAUGUCUAUUAAUCUUGGUUAUGGAAGCUUAAAGUCUAGUGAGGAUGCACUGCGCGAACUGAUAACAUAUAGAAGAGCUUCACCCCAUGCUCAAAUCUUCUUCGAUGGUAAAGAGCCUUAAGCUUCAGCUAUUAAAUGCAAAUAGGGUGCAUUUCUGGGCAUGUGCAGACGACAUUCAUGUUGCUCGCCUGCUUAAGAUGUUGUCAUUUUCAUCUCCAUCAUUCGGGUCACUUGAACAGAACAGAAAUAUCGGGUCACGUUCAGUUACCAGCAUUCCGGAUUUGCGGGGAGGUAGCUAAUGUUCCUUGUAAAUGUAGCUAAUGUUUGUAUGAAAGGGAAACAAUUGUUCCCAGGGGCACAAAUGAAAUGACGAGCGGCAGGUGCACCAACCGUAGCUUCAGGGAAUUGAACAAUCCCCAGCAUGAGCUGAUCCAUGGAGGUUGGCUCUCAUGUCUCGUCGGCACCAUAGCGACUUUGCGAGUGGCAAUUAA